AUGAUCAGUGUAGCCCCAGCAGUGCCACCUGUCAGUGUCCAUCAGUUGCCCAUUAGUGCCACAAAUCAGUGCCUACCAGUGCACAUCAAUGCCACAUAUCAGUGCCCAUCUGAGCUGCCUUUCAGUGUCACCCAUCAGUGCCACCUAUCAAUGCCAGUCAGUGCCACCUAUCAGUGCUGCCAAUCAGUGCCACCUAUCAGUGCCAGUCAGUGCUGCCUUUCAGUGCCCAUAUGUGAGUGCUGCCUUUCAGUGCCCAUCAGUGAUGCCUGUCAAUGCCCAUCAGUGCCACCUAUCAGUGUCCUUCAGUGCAGCCCAUCACUGCAGCCUCAUUAGCGCACAUCAACGAAGGAGAAAAAUCACUUAUUUACAAAAUUUUAGAGCAAAAACUAAGAAAAAAAAUGUUUUUUUUUUUUUUUUUUUUUUCCCCAAAUUUUCAGUGGUUUUUGGU
Staurois parvus is the source of this 448-nucleotide messenger RNA. The record is from the annotation of a GenBank genome assembly. NCBI's taxonomy places the organism in Eukaryota, Metazoa, Chordata, Amphibia, Anura, Ranidae.